GAAGCGUAUGCCAACAUCCGGUAGUUUAUUAUACCUCUCUAUUGCUAAAAAUCCGUACCAGCCAUCAUGUUAUCCUCAAAUACAGCUCUCACCGUUGCCAAGUACGCUUUGGGCGCAUCCGUGACGGCUACAACAUUGGCAAUAGGUGGUUUGUGGUACUUCCAGCGAAGCCUUAUCUAUCCUUCCGGAUUUCCAGAAGGAUCUAGGAUUGUCGUCCCUAAACCGAUCGAAGUGGGAUGCCCAUACGAAGAUGUAACACUCACUUGCUCAGAUGGAGUUAAAAUCAAAGCCUAUGUCAUUAUGGCAAGAAGGAAACCACUGAUGAUGUCUGAAUUGAGAGGACUUUCCCCGGCGGAACGAAAAGAGAAAGCCCAGAUGGAAAUGGAGGCCUGGGCACAAGAGAUGGGUGAUGAAAAAGCCAUUGAAUAUUCUAAAUCAAGGCCAACGAUUAUCAUAUUCCAUGCCAACGCAGGUAACAUGGGUCACCGUGUUCCAUUAGCCAGACAUUUCAACGUCGACUUUAAAUGUAAUGUAUUCAUGUUAAGCUACAGAGGGUACGGUCUUUCGGAAGGAAAGCCAUCCGAGUCUGGUCUCCAAAUCGAUAUCCAGACAGCUAUGAAGUACGUUCAAGCCCACCCUAUCCUCGGACAGACAAAAAUCAUUCUUUACGGGCAAUCACUUGGUGGCGCCGCCUGUUUUUACGCCGCAAGUAAACACCGUGAUACUGUGGCCGGGGUCAUUGUUGAGAACACCAUGCUUUCUUUCCAGACCCUUGUUCCUCUCAUCAUGCCUCAGAUCCCAAGGUUUCUCUUACCGAUUCUCCUAACGGAGCAUUGGGACGCCCAUAAAACUGUCCCAUUAAUUCCUUCCACGACUCCUAUCCUUUUCCUCGUUGGUAAGCGAGACACGCUUGUCAAAGCUGAACAAAUGUUGGCGCUGCGUAAGCUCCGUGGUUCAGGAAUAACAAGAUGGCGAGAGUUUGAUGGAGAGCACAACGAUACUUGUUUGCAACCAGGAUAUUGGGAGGAAAUUGGGAAAUGGUUAAAGGAAGAGAUAGAGGAUGAUGGAGUGGAAGUCGUUGAUCAGAACGACAGAGGGGAAAAGAAUUCACUGAAAGUCACAACAGAAGACGCGGCGCUGUAGAGAAGAAGAAGAUAUUGGGUACGAACUGGGGUGACGUAUUUUCACGGCCGCAACGAACCGCUCGCGAGUGUAAUCUUUGGGAGCCGCGAUACAGCAGCAGUAUCCUGUCGUCGUUACAAAGGAGCAUCUAGUAGUACUUCACCUCUUCUUUCCGUACAAAAUGCCACAGGAGUGAUGGAUAUAAAUAAAAAAUAGUUAAUUAAUGAUGAAGCGGCCGUGUCCGCAUUCUGCCAUAUGGUUAACUAUUUAUGUAAUAAUUGUUAUUA
Molecule: messenger RNA, 1409 nt
Organism: Cryptococcus deneoformans JEC21
Lineage: Eukaryota; Fungi; Basidiomycota; Tremellomycetes; Tremellales; Cryptococcaceae
Exons: 9
Coding region: 67-1143 (358 amino acids)
Cellular component (GO): membrane
Molecular function (GO): palmitoyl-(protein) hydrolase activity
Source: RefSeq, a predicted model, not a curated record